This is a messenger RNA of Paramuricea clavata, 3820 nucleotides long. The record is from the annotation of a GenBank genome assembly. Lineage: Eukaryota; Metazoa; Cnidaria; Anthozoa; Malacalcyonacea; Plexauridae.
UGAUCGCGUCGCUUUGUUUACGUCCUGUCGUAGUUGUAGGAGCUGUCAGAAGAUUAUCACAUCAUAGUUGUAUAAAUUACUCGUUCUCUUGGUUUAACUUAUGAUGCCACAUUGAAGAUGAGUGUCCGUUUAAAAAGAAACCCUGAGCCCAUUUGGACGAAUCGAGAAGUCGAGCAAUUUUGGGCUAUUUUAGAACCAUAUAUACGACAGCUGAUAAGCGGCGAAAUUCCGACUUUGCUCGAUGAUUUUCAAUUUCUUAAAGAAGAAAUCACUGACACAAGCUAUGACAGAAAGAUAUUUUACCAGAAUAUACACGAUAACAUGUGGCAUGGCAGAUAUAGUUCAGCAGUGGCCAAUCUAAAGGCGUUCAGAAGAUUUUCACAACCUGACUCCUGUGGCGAGCCCAGCACGUUGCGAAAUAAGAAUGAAACCUCGGACUUAGUCUUAGAAGAACUUAAAAAGAUAUUUAUUCAGAGACCUUUAAUGAAGUAAGUAUUCUAAUAGAAAAAUUAUUGAUAAUAUUUUAAAGACAAAGUGUUAUAUCUAGUGUGAAAUUUCUAUACGCAACAGUGGUUUAUAACUGCGUUUUUAAAUUAAUAGUUAUGACCUGUGACAAAGAGCUGCUAAUGUCUAUAGAUUUAUUAAUAUUUCACUACGUCAGCUGUAACACGACCUCGUUUUGUUCACGUGAACACAUCAUGAGUAUAUAUAGUUGUAACUGUGGGUAAUUAGGCUGUGAAUGAGACUAUAUUGCAGGACAAUACUGCAGUAUAGACAAUAUAGUAUAGACAUUAGAGUAAAGAAAAUAUAGCCUUCUACUCUACAUAUGUUGUUGGUGGGCUUUGUGAAACCUAUAGGUUGGGAGGCUGAGACAGGUCACAGGAUGUCUCGUAUAUUCUAACAUUCUAAAACAUGCAGGUAAACAAGCUUGAUUCCAAACAAAGAUAAAAUGUUUUUUGAUUUGACUGUAAUCUGAUUCCUACUUGACACAUGACAUUUUGCUGUAAGCCAAAUUAAGCUUGUUUCGUGACAAAGGUCUUCCCCUGAACCUUGACCCUUGCAUGCUCUGUUCUUAUAAUCUCAUGCAAGUGCCGUGGCCAAAUGGUCUUUCAACUAAACCUGAAAAUCAGGCCUUCCACCCGAAUUUAAUGAAUGGAAUAUGACCUUCUAAUACUCGGGCUACAUCUGAACCAGGUCAACGCCCUGGUUUGAACCUCUCAGAAACAUAUUUCAUUAGAAGUGAAAGGGGGGGUAUAAAGUCGUGAGGUCUUUGGUAGUCGUACCAUGUUUAAAUUAAACUCCUUUUUUCUGCCAAGCGAAGAGAAUUAAGUGGAAAAACAAGUUUCUGCAACAUGAUUGGUUAGCGAGAAUAUUCGCCGCGAUAAAGUUAGCCCAACCCUUAAAAUCGCCAGCUACGCAGGCUACGAUGAAGUGGAUAGAUAAUUUAGUCUAUAGAAAUACAAAGGGGCUUAAAACACAUCGGAUAUUUGCCACUUUAGUCGCACAAUGCAAAAAGCAUUGCCGCAGAGUAUUUUCAUUCGGUACACAACAACGACGUGUACGGUAUCUUUGAAUAUAAAAACAACCUUCUAUUUCAUCGUUUCGAUUCAUCGUCGAACAAAAGACAUUGUCUUGAACCUACUUGUGUUCCACUACGUCAAAGUUUGUUUUUUAUUUACACUGAACCUUCUAAGGUUUCAAAUAUGGAUUAAUUUGACUGACUCAAUUUUAAAAAGAUCAAAUAUUAAUAUAAAGAUACGAACGAAGUGCGUCAUAUUCCAUAGGCAUAGGACAUAGGCACAGUCACACGAAAACAAUUAAAUGUAAAGACUAUUUUCUCUCGUAUAUACUGUAUAAUACUCAUCACAUGAGUCAUAUGAAGAUACAUUUGAACGGUUUUGACUUUAAAUUUUGUUCAACAAUGCAUGUCAAAGUUACUUUUGAUUGAACUGCGCCCUGAUUUGAACCAUUCGUUUCCGCCAUUCCUGUAUGGCUGUAAACACCGAACAUCGAGGGUAAACAUCGAGGGUGCAGGGAACGCGCUGGCCAAUCACAAUCGCCACUCUCUCGUCUAGGAAAAACACUGGGCGGGAAUUAUAUACAAUAACUCAUUUUCUACAAGGGAUUGUAAGAUUUGAUGGAAUAAAAUACGAUACAAUAUAAGUACGUCUUUACACAGUUUAAUUUGAUCAAAUAAAAAAUAAGCAAAUUCAUCAUUGAUCAUAUUAAAUCAAUUAAUUGCACGUGAAAAUGAAUGCAUGCAAAGACCGAAGUUCCUGAACGCUGAUGAAAUACUGAACGCCAAUGGCAAUGAAAUUUUGGCUCGAGUAUAAUUAAUACAAAAGUGGUCAAGAAGGAGAAAGUUCUGUGACGUAUUACGUCAUUUUAAGUACGCUCUAUGCUUUGACAUUGUCGCCGUUAGGAAAUCCACUUAUAACUUGAUCCUUCAUAUCAUGAUUGUGUUGACUGAGAUUCUCUCGCUAAUAGCUCUGCUUGUUUUGCAACCUCGCAAGCCAGGGUUUUUAUCACGCUUGAGGCGAGGUUGCUUGUUUUGUUUCCUCAUGCCGGUGAUUUUAAUUAGGUCUCAAACUCGGUGUUUACUUUAAGCCUAUAGCCGUAUAGGUUAUAAAGUUUAAUUAAAAAGGUUCGCGCAAUAUUUGUCCUACUUUUUCAAUUUGCGAACACGUGCUUUGCUUGAAAAGUAACGGAUAAGUUUCGAGUGGCAAGAAAAUCAAUAAUGCUCAUUCCCUCUCUCCUCUGCAGAGGCUUCAGUUGGCUAUGAUUACGAUUAGUACUGAGAUACAUUUCACUACACUUUACAUGGCAGAUAUUGGAACAUGAGUGGAGUCCUUCGCCCAGCGGCUCCGCUCUACCUCCAUCUCAAUACUAAUCAUAAUCGUAGCCCACUAAAGCCUCUGCGGAGGAGAGAGGCUCAUUCCUGCUCCACCAUGACUGUCAGGCAUUGUCUGUGAAUAUUUGCGUGUGUUUUUGAAGCCUUUUUUUCACAUUACCAUUGCCGCUUCUCAUAGCCAUGCAUAGCCAUAGGCAUAAAUCGAGAGCGAAGUAACUAAUUUCAGAACAUACUUUGGAAAACGCCGUCAUUAUUCAAGCUCUCCUCCAACCUGUCUUAAGUCCCGUUUACACUGGGCUCAAUUUUUGGUACGGCACGGAUAAAACAGAAAACUGGUACCCGUACCAAAUAUAUCCGUGCUCGCCCUUCGCAAAUGGGUAUAAUCCGAGCACGGAUAACCAAAAUUGAGCGUAGUGUAAACGGGCCUUUACUCUUUAGUUCUGGGUCGACACAGACUGAUAUAAAUGUAAUGUGCGUUGAAAUGGAGAUUUAAUUAAUAUUGCAUGCUUUAAUAUAUAACCUUUUUUCAAUAGUUUCAGAGAUCGUAUGAUUCCGGCCAGCAAGAAACUGUGCGGUUGAACAUUAGAUCAGUCAGGAGAAAGUCCAAUGAAAGCUGCAUUAGUCACUUGUAUAUCAGUAAUGAGUAAUGACAACAGUGUUUAUAGUAAAAAAGAUUCAUUUGAUUCUUGAAGUCGAUGGCAUGUGUUUUCGAUUCAUAAAGUCCUAGACACAAGUAGUAUUUUAUAAAUUUUUGUACGAACUGUUUAUAUUUAUUGUAUAAAAUGACUAUAUUAUUAUUAACUUGUAAAUAGGAUUUAUAAUAUAUGGGGGGUUGGAGUAUUUUAAUGCAUAUAUAAUGUAUAAUGAAUGAUCACUGUAAGUCUGUAGAUCGAUAUGUAAAUAGAAAGUAUUUAAUUUGUGAAGUGUAUAACAAUAAUAUAAAAUUUCUAUUAAAAACACCGUUUUCUC